AUGGCUUUCAAUCCUGUGCCGGCUCAGCUGACGGUGCACGUUCGGUGGCCAACUCACCCUGAUGAUGCCGAGUUCACACUGGACAGUGUGGUCGCUGGCUUGGGGAUGUCAGACAUGGAUUGCGACAUCAAUUCAUUGGUGAUUCCAGCGUCCACCCCCUCACACAGGGUCCUGACACCACCAUUAGAACUCUUGCCGAACAGCUGGGUUCCCUGGGACACGUCAUUGUCCGAGAGCAGGAGAUUUCAUUUGGUCUUCUUAGAUCGGCAGCUGUAUGCGGAUACCGUCGAGCUCGCCAACACCAUCCAGGCAACUAUGGACUGGGUGCCGACUGCUUGUGCGGAGUGGUCCCACACCUACAUCGAGCUCACGCUGCUGAAUCAUGCGGAGAUGGUCGAACUUCAGGAGCUGAGUUUCGAAGCCUUCCAGCAAAGUUGGUUGCCAUUGCCGGAAACCGAUCUGGACUAUUAUUUCAGCUCCUACGCCCGCUUGGGCAUCCAUGAAGAUAUGCUCAAGGACGAAGUGCGCACGGGGAGCUACAUGGAAGCCAUUGACAGCAGCCAGGUGGAUGUGGAUGGGGGGAAGCAGCCGCGGAUCAGCUGCUGA
Cladocopium goreaui is the source of this 606-nucleotide messenger RNA. NCBI's taxonomy places the organism in Eukaryota, Dinophyceae, Suessiales, Symbiodiniaceae. The record is from the annotation of a GenBank genome assembly.